AAAUCCCGCAAACAAAAAUCCGACUUGGCACGUCCACAUCCACCAGCUCAAGCUUAUAGUAUAUCGCUUGUGAGCCAUAGUUUCCACUACGUACUUACUGAGUGAGUCCUCCUCCUCCUCCUGAGCAUAAUUGGGGCAGGACGCCGGUAGCUGAGAGAGAGAGUAGUUGAGAGAGAGAGAGAGAGAGAGAGCAGGUGAAGGUCAAGGUUAAACUGAAAUGGUUUCUCUGGCAGCAUCAACAGCGGCUGCUUCCCUUGGUGUGUCUGAAUUGCUUGGAAACAGUCUGAACAACUUUAGCGGCGCAGCCAGGUCGGCCCCUUCAGCCACCACCCCAGCCACCUUCAAGACCGUCGCACUCUUCUCCAAGAAGAAGGCCGCACCCCCUCCCAAGGCCAAGGCUGUUGCUCCUGCUGACGAAGAGCUCGCCAAGUGGUAUGGUCCUGAUAGAAGAAUCUUCUUGCCUGAGGGGCUCUUGGACCGCUCAGAGAUCCCAGAGUACUUGACUGGAGAAGUUCCUGGCGAUUAUGGAUAUGAUCCUUUUGGGCUAGGCAAGAAGCCAGAAAACUUCAGCAAAUACCAAGCAUAUGAGCUAAUCCAUGCUCGGUGGGCUAUGCUUGGUGCUGCCGGAUUCAUCAUCCCAGAGGCCUUCAACAAAUUUGGUGCUAACUGCGGCCCUGAGGCUGUCUGGUUCAAGACAGGAGCUCUACUCCUUGAUGGGAACACAUUGAAUUACUUUGGUAAGAACAUACCUAUCAAUCUUAUCUUUGCUGUUGUUGCUGAGGUUGUUCUUCUAGGUGGAGCAGAAUACUACAGAAUCACAAACGGCUUGGAUUUGGAGGACAAGCUUCACCCAGGUGGUCCUUUUGACCCAUUGGGGCUCGCUAAGGAUCCAGACCAGGCUGCAUUGCUAAAGGUGAAGGAGAUUAAGAACGGAAGACUUGCCAUGUUUUCCAUGCUUGGUUUCUUCCUGCAAGCUUAUGUCACUGGAGAAGGUCCUGUCGAAAACCUAGCAAAGCAUCUCAGUGAUCCCUUCGGCAACAACUUGCUUACUGUGAUCGGUGGCUCUGUGGAAAGAGCUCCAACCCUGUAAUUUUAAGUUUCCUCUUGCCGCUCCACUCAAAAUUCAAGUGCAUUGUAUAUCACAUUCCGUCCUUUUUAAGGCAUUUAACCUUAAUCCUUGAAUGGAAUUGCAGCUGCUUUUCAUUUUAUA
Molecule: messenger RNA, 1210 nt
Organism: Prunus dulcis (almond)
Lineage: Eukaryota; Viridiplantae; Streptophyta; Magnoliopsida; Rosales; Rosaceae
Product: chlorophyll a-b binding protein CP26, chloroplastic
Exons: 6
Coding region: 218-1090 (290 amino acids)
Biological process (GO): response to light stimulus; photosynthesis, light harvesting in photosystem I
Cellular component (GO): chloroplast thylakoid membrane; plastoglobule
Source: RefSeq, a predicted model, not a curated record